This is a messenger RNA of Cryptotermes secundus, 2760 nucleotides long. RefSeq names its product proton-coupled folate transporter. Bases 82 to 1539 code for a protein of 485 amino acids. Gene Ontology annotation, cellular component: membrane. NCBI's taxonomy places the organism in Eukaryota, Metazoa, Arthropoda, Insecta, Blattodea, Kalotermitidae. The transcript has 10 exons. Gene Ontology annotation, molecular function: transmembrane transporter activity. Gene Ontology annotation, biological process: transmembrane transport. The record is from RefSeq and is a predicted model, not a curated record.
AGUACUCAGCUCCAUACAAACAGAUAGGUUGGGACUGACACUAAUUUCGUUAGUAAAGCACUGAUUGAAGAGCUCUUGACAAUGGCAGAUACCAUGGAAGUGAAAGAGGUACCGGCGGAGGACAGAAAGCCACAGAGAUGUCACUGGUUGGACCUUAUUACAGUGGAGCCUGUCAUGUUCCUGUACAUGAUGGCCUUCAUGCUCACAUCAGUGGUUGAACAAGCAUUCUUCGUUGACAAAGCCUGCCGUGCCAAUCACAACUUUUCAGACAACAUUUGCUCCAACCUUGCAGACAACCAGUACAAAGAAUACAACAAGCAAGUUCAAGUUACAGUCUCAAACUUUCACCAGUACAACAGUGUAGCCUCACAUGCUGUACCUUUGGUUCUGGUGCUUUUUCUGGGUGCAUGGAGUGAUCGUCGUGGACGCAAAUUGCCACUACUUUUGGGACUAGCUGGCAAAUUGUAUUAUUCUCUUAUGGUCGUCGUCAAUGCACUGCAAGUCACAUGGCCACUUGAGGUGGUGCUGCUGUCAGCUUCUCUGCCAUCUGCUCUAACUGGAGCAGAUUUGGCAAUCUUUGCUGCAGUGUUCAGUUACAUGGCUGAUAUAACAACAGUGGAAGCUCGUACUCUUCGAGUGACAAUACUUGAUAUCACAUAUCUAUCAACAAUGCCCACUGGCGUUGCACUGGGGAAAUACCUAUGGAGUUCUGUUACUGGAUAUUCUUAUGCAAUCAUGUUUGGCAUCAAUGCAUCCUUGCUACUUUCUGCAAUUCUAUAUGCUUUGUGGCGACUCAAAUGGAGAACAACUGACAGCCAGCAGCCAAUGCCUUGCAAUUUCUUUAGUGACUUCUUUGACUGUGAUCAUGUGGUGCAGUCAGUGAAAGCUGUAGUGAGGAAGCGACCAGGAAACAGACGAACAUACUUGGUGAUACUCUUCAUUGCCAUGGCUCUAUACACAUUCCAAAGAGAUGAGAAACCAAUGGCAUAUCUGUAUACCCAACUGCAGUUCCAAUGGACAGCUGAAGACUACAGUGACUACAGAACUUUUCAGAAUGCAUCAUAUGUUGUUGGCACACUGCUAGGUAUCCAUAUAAUGGGGAAAAUUCUGGGAAUGGGAGAUACAGCGAUGGUAAUGGUAGGAUCAACAGCACAUGCUCUGGCCAGGGUGGUUUUUGCUGUUGCAGAAGUUUCAUGGUUAUUUUAUAUUGGUGGCACCAUAGUGGCUUUGGGACCCAUUGUUGCUCCAGUCCUCAGAUCUAUGACAUCCAAGACUGUCCCGCUAUCAGAACGAGGGAAAGUAUUUGCCAUCCUUGCAGCAGCAGAUAAUGCAGUGCCUCUAUUCUCGGGUGUCUUAUAUACUCAGGUGUAUAAUGCCACUAUCAGCUCUGCUCCUGCUACAAUCUUCUGGGUUACAUCUGCCAGCCAAAUCUGCAUAUUUUUUCUCAUCUUUUACAUCCACAUAUCCCUCUGUGGAAGAAAUUUGGAGGAUACAACAGAGAUAAGAAUUCAAGAAAAUAGCAGUGAAGAAGAGCCCUAGAUUCUACAGUAACAUCAUUACACUGCAGAAAAUAUUAAAAACACAAAAUUCCUUUUAGUUUGUCCACAGCCAAUGCAGAUGAGCUGCAUGUGUGACUUACACUGAUUCAUACAAAAAUGGCUCUUUUGUAGUUAUAAUGAGGCUGGUAAAGUGGAUACACUGUGAAAACUAACAGAUUCACAUUAUAAUAUUCAUCCUCGCUUACAACACUGACAGACCAAUGUGGUUUAAAAUCACUCUUUUUUGGAAAGUUUUAUUUAAAACAAAUGUUAUCAUAAUCGAAUUAUUUAGGAGUGUGUGACAUUAAAAUUUCUAUGGUGAACCUACCCUCUAGUUUCAGUUGCUUUCCCUCUUAGCCUACCCUAACUCCCCUUCCUUUCUCAACUCUUCCCCAACUUCCCCUUUACCACCCACAGUUUUGGUUGAGGGGCACUCCUUUCUUAGCAGCAGUCUGAGCUACACCUAUUUCUUGGUUUUAAAUAUGUAUACUUAUGUCGGUUAGCUUGAAAACUGUACUCAAGUGAGUAACAUUUUGUUUUCAAGGUGUACCAAUGGGGAAAUUUACAGGUUGGUCUUUUGCUUCUCCUUCUUUCAUCCAUAGUUAUUAAUGUUAUUACUGUUGUUGUUGAUAUUAUUAUUAUCAUUAUUAUCAUCAUCACAACUACAUUUUAUUUUGUAACUGACCUCUAGUCCCUGUUUGGUCAGGUUUAUUCAGCUGUUUUUUGAGUGACUCAAAUUUUCCCCUGGCUUCUGUUGUGCAAAUAAUUAAAGAAUAUAAAAUUAAAACAAUUUCCUUGUUAAAUUAAUCUACAGCUUGUAUUAAGUCAAUAUACAUAAAAUUCUGUCACUAUAGUGCUUAGAAAUGACCACACAAAACAGCAAUCUUCAGGACAACAAAACCCACUGACCACUAACCCCUUGGAGCCUGAUAUCAAGUGCAGCUGCCAUAGUACACAACAACAAGACAGGAUAACAAUCGAUCUGUGAGCUCUGAUUUUCAGGCAAAAGUGAUGACAUGUUUAAGAAUAUAUUUCAUCAAUGUCAGCACAAAUUAAAGCACAGGUGCAUUUAGAAACUGUGAAAAAGUACAUGUUUACUGAAAAUGAGAAUUCUAGUAAGCCUGCUGCUUACAAGCUCUGAGAAUCAUGCCUCUGUUAAAUGCAGUUGUUUAGCUUUACACUAUGUUUACAAAAAUAAAGACUUGAAGAGCAACUUCUCCAA